AUGAGACCGUGGUCAUUUUCUGCCAGUUUGAUGCCCGUAUUAUUAGGUAGUGCUUUAGCAUAUCCACAUAUAUAUGAUAUAUCUAUAAUUUUAUUAAUCUUAACUGGCUUAUCAGCAUUAUGUGUUCAUGCAGCAGGUAAUUUAUUUAAUACCUAUUAUGAUUUUAAAUAUGGUGUCGAUGAGAAAAUAGCAAAAGAAAUUGAUAUCAGCGUUGAUGACGAUCGUACAUUAACCGAAGGAUUAUUAAAACCAGAUGAUGUUAUACAGUUAGGUUUAGUGUUAUAUGGCAUAGGAACAUUUAUAUUCUUGAUAUUAACUUACUUCUCACCAGCACGCGAACCGUAUUUGGGUAUAAUUUUUUUUGGAGCGUUACCUUUGUCAUUCUUGUAUACUGGUGGAAUUGGUUUUAAAUACAUAGCAAUGGGUGAUAUUCUAAUUUUAUUAACAUUUGGUCCGAUAACUGUAUUAUAUUCAUUUAUUUCUCAAAGUGGUUAUUACAAUCCUUAUCCUGUGUUAUAUGCAUUACCGCUUACACUAAAUACAGAAGCAAUUUUACAUUCAAACAAUACACGUGAUAUGUUACACGAUCACGCUGUUGGCAUUUUGACAUUAUCCAUAUUGAUUGGUAAAAAAUUAUCCUAUUAUUUUUAUUGUUUACUCAUUUAUUUACCUUAUCUAAUGAUUAUAUUUAUAAUGUUUAAAAUUUCUUGGUUAUGUUUUCUACCUUUAUUGACACUUGGUCAUGCACGACAGUUGUGUAAAGAAUUUCGGACAAAUCAGCUGAUCAAAUUACCAAAUCGUACGGCACAAUUAAAUUUUCAAUUAGGUUCAUUGUAUAUAUUGUCGAUUGUUUUGACCAAUACAAUUACAACUAAACAGCAAUUUUUAUAA
Messenger RNA from Didymodactylos carnosus, 891 nucleotides. The record is from the annotation of a GenBank genome assembly. Lineage: Eukaryota; Metazoa; Rotifera; Eurotatoria; Philodinida; Philodinidae.